AUGCUAACUCCUUCAAGCAAAUUCAGUGUUAGUAGUGCUUGGCAAAUUGUAAGGCAUAGAGCUGAUCCUAAUCAGGAAUUCAAGUUAAUGUGGAUUAAAGGCUUACCAUUUAAGAUAUCCUUCUUUUUGAGGAGAUUGUGGAGGAAGAAAAUAGCCACUGAUGACAUAUGGAGGAGGCAAGGGAAAAUGGUGAUGCCUAGGCAUUGGUGUUGUCAGCAGCCCCAAGAGGAAUCUAUUGAGCACAUAUUUAUCACAAGUCCUACUGCUUCUAAAUUAUGGAACUUGUUCAUGGGGGCUGUUGGAAUUACUGUGCCAUUGAUUCUAUUGAAGCAGAUAAUAAAGGCAGGUAAGCAUGGGGGUUCAGUGUCAACAAAUAUGGUGAUUCAUGAUAUCAAUAGAACAUUGCAUCAACUAGCAAGAGUGAGGUAUGCUUGGAUGCCUAAUAUUCCCUUGUUAUGGCCAGACAUAACUCAAUAUUUUGAAGGAUAUAAACCUAUAUUGAUCACUACAAGAGUAACACGGCAGCUUCCUUUUCAUGGUUGGUACAAAUGCAAUACUGAUGGAGCCUUAAAAGGAAAUCCUGGUCCUAGCUUAUUAGGCGUUUUUGUGAGGAAUGAUGAAGGUGAUGUGGUGUAUGCAAGGGCAGUAGACCUAGGAGUGACAACUAAUGUGGUGGCUGAAGCUAAGGCUAUUCUUCAAGGAUUGGAAUACUGUGUGGAGCAUGAUCUUCACCCUCUUAUAUUGGAGACUAACUCAUUAGUGAUGAAGAAAGUAAUAGAAGGGGAAUGUGAUCCUCUUUGGGUAAUUGCAAAUGAUGUGAAGAAAAUUAGAGAGAUGAAGGGUACAUCUGAGUUUCAUUCAUUUACUGAACUGCCUAGUGCAGGGAGUAGGUUGAUUAAUCUAGACAAGUUGGGUUAG
Nicotiana tabacum (common tobacco) is the source of this 918-nucleotide messenger RNA. The record is from RefSeq and is a predicted model, not a curated record. Lineage: Eukaryota; Viridiplantae; Streptophyta; Magnoliopsida; Solanales; Solanaceae.